GGGUCACGUGACGUCAGAUUUUGGCUCUGCUUUCUUGCAUAGCGGAUAUGCUUCUAGCCGAACUCUGUUGCCGAAAAUUCACAUUUCUGUUCGCUUAAAUCACCCAAAUCUUCAUUUUCCUUACAUUUCGGACACUAAGAGUUACCUAAGAUGGCACGAGCUAUGUGAAGACCUUCAAAACCCUGAGAAAAUCGCGGAGAAAGGAAAGUUUUAAAAACCUUUGACCUGGUGCUGCUGACCAAUGAGGAGGCAGAAUGAAGACACACCUCCAGCUACAUUGCUGCCAAUUGGUCUGCUGUCGUGCUGAUUGUUAAAGGCACCAAGCGCAAGAUGGCAGGGCCAGCGUUUGACCAGCUGCUGAGGCAUGUGGAGGCCCUGCAGACAGAGAACAUGCACCUGAAACAGGAACUACAGGAUAACUCUAGCCACCUGACCCAGCUGGAGAGUGAAGCCUGCACCAUGAAGGAGGUUCUGACUCACAUACAGAAGGGGCUGGAUGAAGAGGAGAACCAACAGCCAGCUAACCCUACCACUGAAAAUGGCCUGGAUCCUGCAGCAGCACAGUUGGGGAAUGGUAUCCGCCUGCGGAACAAACCACUGCGGGCGUGGGGGAGCCACGAGGGAUCGCCGCAGCAGAGUAACCACAGCGCGUCCAAUCACAGUGCCAAGUCCUCCCACACCUCGGCGGAAAGCACAUCUGCAAAACGGAAGCUGAUCGUCCAGCCAUCGCAGGAGUACCUUGAUGAGUUAGAGAAAGAGAGAGCUCGGUUGCUACAGGAGAUAGAGGUAGAAGAGAGGGAGAAGGAGCUGUACUACACCAAACUACAGAGUCUCACCAGCAGGAUAGACGUACUACCCAUCACAGAACCGUACUCCCUUCAGAACGACAUGGCGCGGCGGCAGCUGGAGUACGAAGCUAAGAAGAUCCGUGAGGAGAUGGAGGAGCGACUGGGUGGUGUGGAGGAGAUGCAGGCCCGCGGGGAGGCCAAGGUGCAGCGGGUACGCAUGAUCGAGGCUGAGAUGCUGCGGAUACAGCAAACACUCGCACAGGAGGACAGUACUAAGGCACAAGUGGAGAGAAGAGAUACUGGGUUAUGUGAGGUGAACGGGCACAGAGAGGCAGAUGGGAAGGAUGUGAAGACUGCUGAUGCGGCCACCAACACUUCCCUGUCACAGGUGGUAGUGCCGAAGGCCCACACCAGAGACAGUGGUUUCUGUAGUGAUCCAGAGAACAUCUGGGUCGUACCAUCCAAAACCAAGGGGGACGGCACACAGAUGGUCACCAGGGCGACCCAAACGGCUGAGGUCUACAUCCACGACGGGCCGCCGCCUUCCCAGCAUUCCCUAGAAAGGCUAUCCCAGAGUGUCUUGCAGCAGUCUUCCCAGUAUGCAAUGCAGCUUCCGCUCCAGCAGGUGUUGCAGUCCCCACACAGUCCACUGAUGGGGAAUCCAAAUUCUCCACACUCACUGCCAGCCAAUCGGGUGGAGAUGUACUCAGCUCUGUACAGAGGAGGAUGGCCAUUGGACAAGUUGACAAAGCCGGGUACCCCCAGUGAAACAGCCAGUGUUAUGAGCUUCAACAGUAAUUCUUCCUUUGGACCCAGAAGACUGGCUCCUCAACAACUCGGCACCAAGGUUGAGAUGGUGUACAGCCUGCUGUCCAUGCUGGGCACACACGACAAGGACGACAUGAGCCGGACACUGCUGGCCAUGUCCAGCUCUCAGGACAGCUGUAUAGCCAUGCGACAGUCAGGUUGUCUGCCGCUCUUGAUUCAACUUCUCCACGGAGCCAACGACUCCUCGUUGCUAGGCAACAGUCGCGGCAGUAAGGAUGCGCGGGCACGAGCUGCGGCAGCACUGCACAACAUCGUCCACUCGCUACCUCCCGAGGACAAGAGGGCCAAACAGGAGGCAAGAGUACUGAGGCUAUUGGAGCAGAUCAGAGCAUACUGUGAUGCUGUCAGAGACUCCGACUCAGAAGAAGCAAAAGGAGGCCGUCCGAACCCUGCAGACCACCAAGUUGGGCCAGCCAUCUCUGCACUCAUGAAGUUGUCCUUUGACGAGGAACAUCGACAAGCCAUGUGCCAACUAGGUGGUCUGCACGCGGUGGCGGAGCUGUUACAAGUCGACCACGAGAUCAAUGGAGACACGUUGGACCAGUACAGCAUCACCAUCCGGCGCUACGCAGGCAUGACCCUCACCAACCUCACCUUCGGAGACGGAGUCAACAAGGCAACACUCUGCUCCAUGAAGAGCUUCAUGCGAGCUCUGGUUUCACAACUCAAGUCCAAUAGUGAAGAACUCCGGCAGGUCACUGCGAGCGUCCUACGCAAUUUGUCGUGGAGAGCCGAUCCGGGGAGCAAGAAGACCCUCCGAGAGAUCGGCAGUGUGGUAAUGUUGACGCGAGCAGCAAUGGAAGUGAAGAAAGAGGCAACGUUGAAGAGCAUUUUAAGUGCUUUGUGGAACUUGUCGGCACAUUGCACAGAGAACAAAGCAGACAUCUGUGCCGUGCAAACUGCACUUGCCUUCCUUGUUAGUACACUGUCAUACAAAAGCCAGUCAAACAGUUUGGCCAUCAUCGAAAAUGGCGGAGGAAUUCUCAGAAAUGUGUCAAGCCAUAUUGCAACACGCGAGGACUACAGACAGGUCCUUAGAGACCACAACUGUCUUCAGAUUUUGUUAGACCAGCUUCGCUCUCACAGCUUGACUAUUGUUAGCAAUGCAUGCGGCACGCUGUGGAACUUGUCCGCUCGCUGUGCAAAGGAUCAGGAGACGCUAUGGGAGCAAGGAGCAGUGAGCAUGCUGAAAAAUCUCAUCAACUCGAAACACAAGAUGAUCGCUAUGGGGAGCCAGGCUGCGCUAAGAAACCUCAUGCAAGCACGCCCUGCGGUGUAUCGCAACUUGCAAGAUUCCUCGAGCAAAACAAACUCGCCCGGUUUGCACGUUCGCAAAAUGAAAGCCCUGGAGGCCGAAAUUGACCCAACGUUGACGGAAACAUGCGAAAACGUGGACAACUUGAGUCCCAAAGGUAGCCCAAGGAGGGGUAGCAAUGAGGCAGUGUCCUCACCCCUCACAAAACGAGGAACUCUGAGGGAUUUCUCCCCCACGUACGGAGAUGGGCCAGCCCGGUUGUCCUUAAGGCGAAACAUGCAGAGAUUCGACAGCCACGAAAGUCUGUGCAGUAACGGUAGCAACACUUUUCCCCGCAAUUGGCGGUCACAGUCGGAAGAGCGGGACUUCAUCCGUAGUCGAGAGAGACACAGCUCCGGCACAAGUCGGUCUAGAGACUCUUCCCCACAGUACAGCUCGCACUCCCUUGAAAGAACGAGAGAUGGCACGAAACCCAAAUCUCGCACAGCCAUACAGAUCGCAAAGGUGGUCGAGGAAGUAUCGGGCCACUCAAUAUCAAGCGGUACAGAAGAGUCGCAUGAUGGCUCGCAGAAUGAAACAACCUGUCCUCGGUCAAACUCUGCCACGUUCGACCACCGAUCACAUAUCCCCAUCGCCUCUGGUGCAACCAGAUCCCAGUCCUUCAGUCAAGAGAGAAAAGAAUACUUGAAAAUGCAAAGACGCCCGUCCAACGAUAGCCUGAAUAGUAUAAACAGUGACAUUUACCCAAUGAGUCCAAACCUGAAGUACCCUUACCCUAAAGCCUCCAUGGACCACUCGUACUCAGAAGAAAGUGCCCUAAACUCUGAAAAAGGGGGGAAGAUGAGCAAGUAUCCUGCAGAGCUGAGGAGAAAGAUUGAAAUUCAGGUGGAGAAUUUUAACAAGAUGGACAAUACAGACAUGGAUACACCCAUCAACUUUAGUCUGAAGUAUUCGGAUGAGGCGUUAACACCAGGGCGGCGGAGUCCUACCGUAGAGGAAAUGUGCAGAAGGGAGGAAGAGGGAGGGCGGGAGGAACAAAUAGGAGCUGUGGGUAUGGAGAAUGGGAAUCACGGAAGCUUCGUAGAUGCUCACGCCACAGUGAGUAUACGCAGUGAUAUCCCCAACAAGUACCGCCUGACCUACAGCCAAUCAGAUCUAGGGGGCGAUGACGAACCUACCAACUUCUCUCUACGCUACACUGAGCACACUGACGGAGACCACAAUGACCACGACAGUGGUGGUGAGUACUGUACAAAGUGUAAACCUCCCCAAAACACAGGGAGAGAAAGACAGACUGAAGCUCCAACUGGUGCAAGUAUUGGGUACAGGGAAGGAAGCCCCAAGUUCCCGAACAGUGUAAGAAAUAUGUACCAAGGGCAGGGAGCAACAGAAGGCGAGAAGUCAUCGAGUGUGGCGGGAAAGUUUGCCAGUCCACGGAUGCAGAGACAUCACCAGUCCCAACUGAAUAGUCAGGUUCCCAUGUCGACGUGUCCAAACCACUCUUCACAAGGGAGCAGGCCACAGCCACUGUUUGUCAGUAGAAACAACUUCUCCCUACCCAAGGAUACCAACGUACAGGCUGGAAGUAAUAUGUCACCCAGAGGAGCCAGGGACAGCCCUCGUAGCAGCAAUGCUAUCCACCCUCCCACAGCUGCCUUCCAGCAAGGUGGUGAUCAGAUGCGAAAUUCUUCCCAGGUAAAACCCAACCCACCGGCAGCAGCUAGCCCCCUGCCGUCGCAGUGGAAAGUUCAUAAUCUCCAUGAUGACCCGCAAACGUUUGCCGAGGAGGGCACCCCUCUCUGCUUCUCAAGGGUCAGCUCACUCAGCUCUCUGCACAGCGAAGAAGCUGACGACACAAAAUGUGAGGAAGAAAUGAGCCCUGAGAAGGAAGAACCUCAGGAACACUUCCAAGAAGAUGAGGAUGAAAGUUCUGCCACGGGGAGGACCGAACUGUCCAACCACUCUGAACCAGAGGUUGAGCCGGAAGAUGAGAGUCCGACAUAUCACGAAGAAGGCCAGGACGAAGAACUCCAGACUCCUGAAGAAUAUAAGGAUGCACAAACCCCUCCUGAACCCAAAAGCACAGAACCUGGCAGUCCAAACCCCAUCGGUUGUGAGGAGACUCCUCUAGUGUUCAGUCGAUCCAGCUCUCUUAGCUCCCUCAGUAGCUGCGAGAUGAAGUCCAUCUCUAGUUCUGUUGCCAGUGAGUUCCCGAGCCAUCGAGCCAGUGAAGUUGUCAGUCCCAGUGACCUGCCGGACAGCCCCAGCCAAUCCAUGCCACAAAGCCCUCGGCACAAGAAAAAGCUGCUUACAGAGUUGGGGAUUCGACGAAGCACACCACAAGGACGGCAUUCGUCCCAACCCAGCUCUAGACAUCAGGCGAAGGGAAGUCCUUCCCAUUCAGUAGCUCAUGCCUCACAGGCUUGUGAAGAUGCACCGAUAUCCUUCGUAACUGAAGGAACCCCACUGAACUUCUCCUGUUCUACAAGUUUAAGCUCUCUAACAAUGGAUGAGCCACAUAUCACCAAGGAUGUCGAUAUGAGAAGAACAAGACGCCAACUCGAGCCUGUCAAAGACGAAGAAGAGGUUGAGGAUGAGGAAAAAGAGAGGAAGGGACAAAGGGAAAGAAACAAAGAUGAAGAGAAUGCACAUCGUGAAAGUUUUGUUGCAUCCGAAGCUGACGAAAAGUUGCUGGACGAAAUCAUCAGCGCUGCCAUGCCCAAGAACAGUGCUUCAGGGAGAGAUAAGAGAAUCCUGGCAAACGCCAAGAAGCUUUUGAACAACCAGGCUGCAGGGAAGUCGUCAGGCAGGGACACGCCGAAGUCUCACACGUCCUCGAGAUACGGCGGGCAGGAAGACACGGUGAGGAGGUACAACACUGAGGACACUCCACUCAAUCGCUCCAAUGCGACAUCUCUGAGCGACCUGAGUCUGAUGUCAGGGAUGGAGUCAGGCGCUCGCGGCGAGGCCCAGGGAGAGUCCGAAGAACACGAGCAGAUGAGUCCAGAAGAUCUGAUGAAGUCAGAGUCCAGCUCAAUGCUCGAUGGUCAAGCCGAGGAGCUUCUAGCAGAGUGCAUCAACUCUGCCAUGCCCACUAAGAGCAGCCGCCCGCCUCGGCGCAGACAGAUCCCUCAGCCUAGCUCCGGCCCUCAGAAGAAGAGCUCCAUGCUGCCGGUAAGGUCCAAGCCUACAGCCAAGGUUCCUGCUGGUCAGAACAACCAGCUGCGUGGUGCUGCAGGCAUGGCGUCCCCCAAGGCAAGGCUUCAACCCCAUACAAACAGGCUUAAUGCUGCACAGCCCUUCACAAAUAACACGAGUGCUGCUUCAACCAGACAGUUUUCAAAUGAAGACUCCGUUAGGUGCUACAAGGAAGAGGGCACUCCGUUAAACUUCUCCACAGCCACCUCGCUCAGUGAUUUAACCAUAGAUUCCCCGGACGGAGUGUCAGAGAGAGGGGGUGCCAGCAACAAAAUCAACAGCCAGCCAAUGCAGACAAGUAACAGCACCCCUUCAACGACAGCUAUUCCUCAUCCCCACCAUCCACGGCAGAUGCCCAACAGAGGACAGAUGUCCAAAGGAAGUUCGCCAUAUGACACCCCUCACACCUAUAACGUAGAAGGCACUCCGCUUUGCUUCUCAAGAAACGACUCCUUGAGUUCACUGAGCUGUGACGAAGAUGUUAGCUUUCAAAAAGAGCGGCAAGAAAUGAAACAGGAGUUGAACAAUUCCAGGGAUGGAGGUGCUGUUGGGGAGAGAGGUGCAACACCAAACAACAUGCAAGAGGGCGCCUCGUCACAGAAGCAAAGUCUGAAGAAUGCAGCUAGACAGAACAAGACAGGCCAAACAUCCUCAGGAAUUCCACACAACCUCAAACUUGUGGGACAGAACAAAGCCAUGCAGAACAGAAUGGUUGAAGGCCAGAACAGAGCUCAGGUUCAGAGAAACGCACCGGAACAGGCAUCCUGUCAAAACAACAACUCAGCAGAAGCUAACAACAACGCAGCGCAACCGCAGAGUGCGUGGAAGAAGCACGGGAACGCCGUGGGUGAUGCCUACACGAGUAACUUUCCCCGGCUGGAGAAGAACAAAGAUACAAACUUGCGCAAACCAUCAGAAGAGGUUCCAGUGAAGUAUUACGUUGAAGACACACCUGUAUGCUUCUCUCGAAAUUCUUCCCUCAGCUCUCUGGACAGUGACAUGGAGGACGAGAAUCAUGAUAGGCCAGGAAAUCAGGAAGCUGAUCAUGUGACUGCUGGCCAACCACAGGAAGGAGCCACCGCUGAAGAAGGUGCUCGCACCUUCCAAGUUGAGGACACACCUAUUUGCUUCUCAAGAAAUAGCUCCUUGAGCUCCUUAAGUAUUGACUCAGAAGGAGAAGAAGCUUUACUUAAGGAGUGCAUUAGCUCAGGUCAACCCAAACACAGUCAGAUUACCAGAGCGAAAAGGAGAACAGACUCAUCUCAAAUGCCAGCUGCUUCGCAAGAACCAACAACUUCUCACCAGGGAAAGAGAGGGAAAGUUUCCAGUAAAAGUUCAAAACCGAACGCGUACGGAACACAAGAGAAAGGAAUCCCAAAUGGUUCUUCUUCUCCGAGUCCCUCUCCCACAGACUCCAACACCCUCCCACCAGCAUCACCUCUAACCGUAGAAAACCUUCGCCUUCUGAAUGGAACUGCUGAAUGCCCAGAAGUCCCCGCGGACAUCCCCUCCGACUCGUCGAACCGCUCCCUUCCAAGUGACUCGGAGAUGAAACACCCGGCACGACCCAGGAUAGUCAAACCCACUGACAAAGACUCGAUGGAGGCAAAACGAAGAGAAGAGUCCGCAAAGUCCGUCAAGGGAAAGAAAAAGGUGUACAAAAGCCCUAUGUCCCGAAUGAAGACUGAUAGCCCUAGAGCAAAGGAAAAGUCUUUUGUGAUAUCCAGAGAAAGCCCUGCUACACCGAGAGAGAAAUCGUUCGUGAUCUCAAAGGAAAAAUCAUUUGUCAUCUCAUCUGGUAAGCCAUCAGGCAGUACUCCUUCUAAAACACCAGCGAGGCCAAGUACGAAUGUUAGUCCACCAGGAAGAACAACUCAAAAGAACGUGGUUUCAAGAAGUCCUAGGGAACAGGGAUCAAGGUCAGCAAGGUUGUCCUCUCCGAAAACAAGUCCUCGGGCAGGUGUGACAUCGCGAACACCGCCCAAGUCUUCUCAACCACCAAAAAUUCAAACUCCACAGCAGAGGAGGAUGGAAGCAGGGAGGGGGAAGGAGAUGGCAGGCAAACGUGGGGAAAGUCCUCGCGGCCGCACUGCUGCACAGAGUAAGGUCCCAACAGGUGUACGGUCACCAGCAAAAAUGUCGCCACUCAAACAACUCGGCAGGAAAGGGUCAGCAGAAGAGGACAGGCCCGCCCUUGUGAAACAAUCCACCUUCGUCAAAGAUGCCCCCACACCUUCAUUACAGAAACAGAUGGAACAGGCUGCAAAAAACGAUGCAGGCCAGCUGAAGAAGGAGGCAGCUGGUAACAAGAAGGCCCCGAAGAAGGCUCCUUCUAGUGAGUCUUUAAGAGAGAUGAGGGGAAAACCCGCACAAAGAGCAACCCCACAAAAGACUCAGUCGAUAGACUCACUAGUUAAGAGCACACGCUCUGGGUCACCGCACCUACGUGGACCUCCCAAAAUGCCUUCUGCUGACUCGAUCAGAGGAACCAAAUCCACCCCCAAAAAGUCUUUCUCUCGGGCGGAAUCUACAGAGUCCUUGAAAAGUAAUUCAUCAGCAGCGUCCAAAUCUAGCAGGUCUAGUGGUAAAAAGGGGCCGUUUUCCAAAGUUGGAGGAGCAACAAAAGAACCAGCUCCAUGGAAACGAUCGCUUAACAACUUUAUGUCGCAUGGCGAGGAGAAAUCAGUUACAAGUGCGAAACAAGCCUUAGAGAAUCGCGAAAAACAAGACAGCGUGAAACCAAAAAUGACAAGAAGCGGCACCCUAGUGUUGUCAAAAGGGCCAGAAGAGUCAAAACCAACAACAAGGGGGAACUCUUGGAGGAAGAUUCCAUCUGCAAUAGGGGUUGACAUCAAGCCUGAGAAUACAGAACAACUAAGCCUUAAAACAUCCAGUACAUUUAGUAUUAGCCCAAACAGUGCGCAUGUGAAGGGGCCACUAGAAGAGCAAGUACAACAACAAGUCAACGAGCCUGAUAGUGACAGUGGCGACAGCCCAGAUGAAGAAGAGGACCAUCUCGCCGUGCUAGAAGCAGAGUUAGAAACAGAAGUUAACGAAGAGGCAGAGGUUUCGAUCGAAAAUGAAACCUUCGUAGAGCUGGACAGUCCAACGCGGUCCACAGCAAGCAGCGAGUUCACCAUCUCAAUAGAAGAGAAGACUGUGACAAGGAAUAUACAAGUGUCUGGGAGAGCGAGUAAGACUGGAAGCGGGGCUGAUACACCCGAUGACAUUGAAGACAUCUGGGUCAGAAGGGAUGAAGGGUUUGAGAACAUUGUACAGCAAGAGGCGCUACUGUUAGCGCAGGAACUUGAACAGAUGGCACUAGAACGGUUAGACCAAGAGAGGGAAGAAGAAGUAAAGGCACAGGACGAGAACAUAAAAGGAAUUGAGAGAGAGGAUACAGAGAGAGGUAGUCCUGGGGAGGGAAGGAAUCAGUCGGGCGGCAUGGGUUUCAGGAAGACUCCAAACUCCUCGCCAGCGGAUUCUGACCGACCAGAGGGGUUACCGUUUGGGCGAUCGAGAACGCCGCCCCUCAACAGUAGUAAGAACUCGUCACCAUCUUCAGGCAACUCGGCUACCGCCCUGGUGUCGCCGUUCAACUACAGCCCGCCCAAACAUGACAGGGAGGCGGCUGGUAGAACGUCCAGGAUCCCCAUGGCAACGGUAGCUAGGGGCAGCCCCACCCAGCAACGGCAGAGGAAGGGUCCAGGAGAGUCAGGAUCAGAAGGGAGCGAAAAGGCAACUUACCUUGUCACAUCCGUCUGAUGUUUCAAUAGUGGACUGUGACAAGGCAAGUUGCCUUUAAGUUGUCGUGACUCUGAUGUUGAGCUUGACUAUGGAUAGUGACUCUCCUUUUCAUAGACUCUUGAAUGUAUCGGUUCUCAAACUUACAAAUAUUGACGUGUAUGAUUAUGAAAAACGAAGAGUCUCUGACAAAAUCCUAUUGUUUGUCAAUUGCUUUUGGUACAGAAUUGAAAGGAAGGAUUCGCAAUUUGUAGCUCAGUGAAUGCAAUGCACAGUUACUGUCACACAGGACGCAAUCACUUCAAGUUGAAAUUUUGCAAUGAUGUUUAUAGUAUUUCAUAAAGAGUCACACCAGAUCUACCUGUAUCAAAGUUUUUUGCAAUGUUUGUACAGUAUUCGAGCUGCUUAUAUUGUGGUUAGCUCCUAAAAGUGGAGGAAAACAGUAUUGUUUAUGUAAAUGCUUGAAGUAUAUUAUGCAUUUGCCAAGAAGCCACAACAGAUAGCAGAAGACAUGAGUUUUUUCUACGUUUAUCACGAAGAUAUAACUAUGGUGUAGAGCACUAUUCAGUUUGAUAUAAUUGUCCAUAUAGAUAUUAGAGGAUGCAAAUAUUUAAAGGGGUUUGUUCAUAACCCAGAUUUUUGUGUCAAUUCUCAGUGAAUCCCUUUUUGUUAACCAUCUGGAGACGCAUUUUAUACAGAGUAUUCACAUAUCUUGUGAAUUAAAUAGCAUUUCCUACAAAAAAAGCUCUCAGAUUUCUAGUUUAAAAGACUUGUAUUUCGUCACCCCUUUGUAUGUCUGCAAAACAACUUAAUGCAAAGUCUCACAUGUGCCUGCUAGAAGCGCUUUUAAUUCCUCUUGCAAAUAUUAUCAUUACAAUGUAGAUAGACUGCUUUGCUAUAUGAUAGUUCAAAUAGAACUGAUGCAACAGUGCCAAUCAUGUAUUAAAUUAGAGCUUUUCAGAGAAAACAAAAUUGGUAUGGCAAGACUAGAUCUAUUAUAUAGUAAUCAUAUUUUCUUUGAUAAUACCCUUAUUUGAAUUAGGACAUUUAAAUUUUCCCUUUCUUGUUGUCUUGCCACUUACUUUGUUUUCUUUGAAAGAGAAAAAUUUAGAAAUCAUGAAAAAAAAAGUCAUGAUGACAAAAAUUAUCUGUAAGAAUGUGGAAAAUAUAGCAUGUCCCCUAAGAUGUACUUUACUUUUUUUUGGCUAUGCUCUCAGGGAGCGAGCCUUAUUUCUUUUGUUUCUCCCUCUGCCUUUGUAUGAUUUUUUUGUUGAGAUUAUUUUCCUAUGACGCUGUAUGUACAUUUUGCUGGUGUCAGACACAUUUGACUGUAAGAAGAGAGAGGAAACAAAACUUGUUGUAUGUAUGUAUGUUGUCUGUACAGUCUUACCAUGUUCCGGACAUAUAACUUAUUGUCGCAGCAAUAUAAUAAAAAUGCUCAUUUGAAAAAUAUCUUGUUCUUUUCAUGAAUAGUUUUGUGAGUCAAUGGA
This is a messenger RNA of Branchiostoma floridae (Florida lancelet), 11303 nucleotides long. Its product is annotated as adenomatous polyposis coli protein-like. The transcript is spliced from 15 exons. The record is from RefSeq and is a predicted model, not a curated record. Gene Ontology annotation, cellular component: catenin complex; beta-catenin destruction complex; cytoplasmic microtubule. Gene Ontology annotation, biological process: cell fate specification; regulation of cell differentiation; nervous system development. Bases 331 to 9834 code for a protein of 3167 amino acids. NCBI's taxonomy places the organism in Eukaryota, Metazoa, Chordata, Leptocardii, Amphioxiformes, Branchiostomatidae. Gene Ontology annotation, molecular function: microtubule binding; gamma-catenin binding; beta-catenin binding.